Acyrthosiphon pisum (pea aphid) is the source of this 1303-nucleotide messenger RNA. Its product is annotated as sodium/potassium-transporting ATPase subunit beta-2. NCBI's taxonomy places the organism in Eukaryota, Metazoa, Arthropoda, Insecta, Hemiptera, Aphididae. Gene Ontology annotation, molecular function: ATPase activator activity. Gene Ontology annotation, cellular component: sodium:potassium-exchanging ATPase complex. The record is from RefSeq and is a predicted model, not a curated record. The transcript is spliced from 7 exons. Gene Ontology annotation, biological process: intracellular sodium ion homeostasis; sodium ion export across plasma membrane; intracellular potassium ion homeostasis. The coding region runs from base 303 to 1274 and encodes 323 amino acids.
GCGUACCGUAUUUUUAUUGUGCGCGCCCGCCCGUCGUCAUCGAUCGUCGCUGCAGCCGACCCGCUGCCGCCACCGAUACCAUUUUCACCGGUCCCGCGAAAGCUGACCGUCGCGCGCGUACGUCAGUCUCAGUCAUCGCUGCGCCCAAUUAACACGAGAACGCCACCCGACCGGUCGCACCGUACUCGACUCGCACUUUUCUCGGUCAAUCGCAUCCUCCGGCGGGUCGCGCCCCCCCUUUCCGAGUACAACCGCGUUCCGUUUCGCCGACCUAGGUACCCCGGAACCGCGCGGUCGCCACCAUGGUCAAGCACAACACGGACACGAACGGCAUCGGGUACGAAUGGGAAUACGCCAAGGUGAAGGAUGACCGGACGAUAUGGCAAAAGAUCAUCAUGGGCAUAUACAACCCGAGCUCGCACGAGUUUCUCGGCCGGUCAGCCAAGAGUUGGGGAGGAAUUUUGCUCUUUUAUGCCGUGUUUUAUUCAAGUUUGGCAUGUAUGUUCGCCAUCUGUAUGAAAGUGCUUCUAUCUACGUUGAACGACAAUACGCCUCAUUUCACAUUGAGCAGCUCGUUAAUUGGCACAAACCCUGGACUAGGAUUUCGUCCCAUGUCCCCGAACGUUGAAGAUGGAUCACUAAUUUACUACGCCGCGGAUAACGCAACCAAUGUAGAGGCGUGGACUACUGAAUUAGACAAGUUCCUGGCUGUGUACAAGAACAAGACUUUGUUGCCAGACAAAGGUAAUAACCAACAGAAGUGUGGAUACAAUAUGCCACCACAAAAGGACAAGGUUUGCGAGGUCAGCCUGGCUAACAUGGGACCAUGCGCAACCGAAUACAAAUAUCAAUAUCAUAAAGCUCAGCCCUGCGUUUUCAUUAAGCUCAAUAAGAUUUUCGACUGGGAACCAGAAUUCUACACUAACAAGACAGACAUUCCAGCUGACAUGCCACAAGAACUUAAAGAAACAAUUGCACAAAGAAUGAAACAUGAGUUAUUCACAAUAUGGGUUACCUGUGAUGGAGAAGCGCCGGCAGACAAAGAUAAUAUUGGACCAGUAAAGUUAUAUCCACAAGACGGAUUCCCCGGCUACUACUACCCGUACAGAAACAAGCGUGACUAUCUUAGCCCCUUAAUCGCCAUACAUUUCCUAAAUCCAAAAAGACACACUUUGAUCAAUGUAGAAUGCCGUGCCUGGGCCAAGAACAUAUUUUACAAACGCAGCUUGCAAAACCGCGAAGGCUCCGUUCACUUUGAAUUGAUGAUCGACUAAAGUUGCAGGCUCAUAGUCGACAAUAUUAC